UGCUUGUAAAGUAGAGGUCAAUGUCAACUCAUACUUCAGCACUAGAGAUGGUAAAAGAGAGUACAAUCGGGGUCGGACCAUAAGCUAGAUUGUUGAUUCGGAACAAUAUGCAGUCAUUGAUCCCGAGAAUGAUAUUUUUAGAGAAGGAUAUUUCUGGGGCAGUAACCAAAGGGUAAAUUUUUGGGUUGUAACAGGGCCGCAUUUGACAUGCAAGUUAACUUCAGAUGGUCAGCUUCUUAACUUGCUUAGGGCGUCCCAAUUAGUGAAAUUUCUUAUGAUAGUGGGCGGAAUUGAGAAGGAUAAUGAGAUGCCUGCUGCAGUGAAUAUGGUUGGUGAGGACACACAUGCUGCAAUGAAUGUUGUUGACGAUAUGAAAAUUAGGGGAUUUGAAUGGGCAGCGGUACCACAAUAUGGAGAAACAACUGCAGGACCACCAAUGGUUGAAGAGGAGGAGAAGGAACACUUUAUGACUGUUGGUUGUGAUCCUCAUGGAGAUGAGCCAACUGGAGUAGACGAAGAGUGGAGGUACUUCAACAAUGUAGAUUCUGCUACUCAUAAUGUACAACCAGUAGAAAAUAUUGAAGUAGAGGUGCAGAAAAGAAAGAGGGCAAGACCUAUUCCAGAAUUUGAUAUUGAAUGUGUUCCUGAUGAUGAGGCUGCUAUGGUAGAUGAUUACAUUGUUCCUCACACAAUUCAUGAUAAAGAAAAUCCAGUUAUUAAGGAAGGAGACACAUUUGGAGAUAAGGAAGAGUUUAUUUUGACUAUGAGAACAUAUGCCAUAAAGAAUGAGUUCGAGACUAGGGUUGAACAUAGUGACAAAGAAAGAUACAUGGCAAGGUGUGGAGAUGAAAACUGUGGUUGGAGAGUUUUUGCAAAGAAACUUCAUGGUGGCAACACAUUCAUGGUGGUCAAACUCUCAAAAUUGGCUGAUCACACUUGUUCUAGUUCAGCAAGGAUGAAGGGACAUCAGGCAUUGACAACUUGGAUAUCGAAAAGAGUGAAAGAUAUUAUUAAAGAGGAUCCAACUCUAGGUGCCAGGAAGUGACAAAAGAGAUUGGAGAUACAUUACAAUAUUGAAUUAUCAUAUUUUAAAAGUGUGGUCAGGAAAAAAAAUCUGCA
This is a messenger RNA of Panicum virgatum (switchgrass), 1119 nucleotides long. RefSeq lists its product as uncharacterized. The transcript has a single exon. NCBI's taxonomy places the organism in Eukaryota, Viridiplantae, Streptophyta, Magnoliopsida, Poales, Poaceae. Bases 275 to 1045 code for a protein of 256 amino acids. The record is from RefSeq and is a predicted model, not a curated record.